AUAAAAAAAAAAGAAAAAGAAAAGAAGAAGUGAGGUUGUACAUCGAAUGAGUCAGAUAAACAGCUGGCAUCUCAACUUUAUUGCAUAUUCAAUAAAUUAAAAUCGCCUGAGACCUGGAACUUCGACUCACGAGCUUGUUUUGGGACCAAAACUGAUACAGCGAAUUUGCCACGACAAUGGAAAUUCCAAUAUUUACUGUUGAUGCUUUUACCAAUGUACCUUUCAAAGGUAAUCCUGCUGCAGUAUGUCUUAUAGAAAAUGAGCUGCAAGAUGAUCUUUACCAAAGCAUUGCUGCAGAGAUGAAUUUAUCAGACACUGCUUUCAUCACAAAACAGAAUUCUACGGAUUUUACCUCAGGGGCAAGGUUUGGGUUACGCUGGUUUACCCCCAAAAGCGAGUAUCCAUUAUGUGGACAUGCAACACUGGCCUCAGCAGCAGUGCUCUUUUACCUUAAAAAGAAUAUCAAUCCUGUUGUGGUGUUUGAGACUAUGAGUGGGGAGCUUAUGGUACGCCAGCAUGAAGAAUCUUUAAUAAUGGACUUCCCCUUAAACAAACCAAUGCCUCAGGACCAACAUGAAAUUAAGGACCUUUUGAAGGCUGCUGUUGGAGACUUACCCAUUCAGGAUGUGUGCUACAGUCCAGCCAUAAAAAAUCUAAUGAUUCGUCUAGCUGACACAUGCAACAGGUCCGAUCUUAUGUCUUUGAGGCCAGAGGCAGAGACUCUUGUGAGAAAUGAGACCACUGGUAAGAUUAAAAGUCUCAUCGUUACGUUGAAAGAAACACAGACCUCUCAGUCUGGAUAUGACUUCUACUCCCGUGUCUUCUCACCCUGGGUUGGCGUCCCUGAAGAUCCAGUUACUGGGUCUGCACAUACAGUCCUUGCUGGCUAUUGGUCUGAGAAGUUGGAGAAAAAGAAAAUGAUGGCUUACCAGUGUUCCAGUCGUGGCGGAGAGGUAAAGCUGGAGAUAAGAGAUGACGGUCGAGUGGACAUCAUUGGUCAGGCGCUGAUCAUUCUUCAAGGAACUCUUAAAAUCUAGAUGAACUUGCACAACCGAGUCAUUGAAUUUGCGGAUAGUUUAGAUGGAAAUCAUGUGCAUUAAAUUUCACUUUAGUUUAUAUUCUUGUGAAGGUGCAUUCUAAGUUAUGUGCCAUUUAAUCAGAUUUAUACACAAGUUUGUUCUCGAUUCUGAUUGGCAUUUUUAAAAUUUUUUGUCUUAUAUUGUGCCCUUCAAGGAAUCUGCUUGCACAUCAGUGUCUUUCUGCUGUUUAUCUGGCUUAGAUUUCUGACAUAGGAUGUUCAAGUGGACACAUUACAUCAAAUAUUCUAUUUAUAACAAAAUUAUGAGUUGUCAUGAUGAUUUGGGGAAUUAUUUUCCCAAAAUCAUGUUUUUUUUUCUUCUCAAAAUGGCCACUGCUCCUCCUGUAGUGUACUGUAUAAUACACCAUAUAUCAAGUAAUUAUACUUAUGAAUUAAAAUAAAUGAAAUGAAAAUAAAUUGGCAAUAUAUUCUAUAUACACUAUGUAAAAAUAGCAGUGUUUUCUUUGUAGUGUGUAAAUAGUAGUUAGAUGCUAUUUGCAUCUCAGUAUUUUAGUAUAACAGUAUUGCAAAAAUAUAUAUUUUUGUGUAAAUGAUUAUAUUUAUUAAAUUAAAGCAGCCCUUUUUUUCCAAAUAGCGAUAAAUACAUUGUCAUAUUCAUCUCAUAAGCAAUGAAAAUAUUUUGAGAUGGGAUUUAAAAUGAUUUGUUGUCCGUUGCUACCACCUUGUGGUAGAAUAUUGGAUUUUACUGUGGAGUCCAAAAUAAAAGUCUCUGAUUAAAAUAAAGCAAGUUCAUGAUUUAAAA
Messenger RNA from Pimephales promelas (fathead minnow), 1841 nucleotides. Its product is annotated as phenazine biosynthesis-like domain-containing protein 2. NCBI's taxonomy places the organism in Eukaryota, Metazoa, Chordata, Actinopteri, Cypriniformes, Leuciscidae. Gene Ontology annotation, cellular component: cytoplasm. Gene Ontology annotation, biological process: biosynthetic process. The record is from RefSeq and is a predicted model, not a curated record. Gene Ontology annotation, molecular function: isomerase activity.